AUUCAAGGGCAGGCAAAACAUGCUCUUCUUCCAGAGCUUGCUUGGGCACGGACUUUUCCCUCUUAGGAAGACAUGAGUUUUUCUGAAACAGAACCAACUGCGCUUUGAUCUGUUUGUGGACAAGACCUUGAAUUUGAGUCCUUGUCAGGGGACAAGGACAGAAGGACAUCCAAUCAAUGCUUCACAUACAGCCAAGGGACCCCAACAACGAGCCGCCCCUCCAAUAACAUCUGUCGGAUAAACAGUAUUGAAAAAUCACGUGGCAUGAAAGGAUGACAGAUCCAGGCUGCCCCCAGAGGCACACACUAUGUUUUUUAUCAACGUUACUUUCCCAGAAGGUUCCGGAGAAGUCUGACGUCGUGCUUCGAUGCAUGAUAGCUGGUCAGCCCAAGCCAGAGGUGACUUGGUAUAAGAAUGGUCAAGCCAUAGACUCAGGAGGCACUGUUUCCAGUUAUGAGUUCUUUGAGAACCAGUAUAUUCAUUUGCUACAUCUCUCAUGCUGUACCCAGAGCGACGCCGCUGUUUACCAGGUCUCGGCAAGAAGCUGCGUGGGGAUGAUCUGCUGUUCGGCAUCCCUUGAGGUCCAGUGUCUGCAGGACCCACAGGUCUCUUCUGAUCUAGGAGGCGGCAGAGAUGUGGCUGGUGAGCAUGAAACAGAGAUACGUGAAGAAGACAGCAUAAAUCACACGGACGAGAAAUGGAAUCUUUGUAAGAAAGAAGACAGUGUGGCCCCAGGGGCUUGUAUGUCAGCUGAUUCCUCCCCCGACAAAUUCAACCAUUUGAGUUCACCCUGGAUAGUGGCCAGUGGUGACUCUGGUGCUUCCAAUUCUGAAAAUACCCAAUAUGUUAAAGAGACAAGACAAAGGUCAGAGCCUUUCAAUUCAGAUAACAUGCAAGAAAAUUCCGUUAAUUCAAAUAACACUAUUGAAAAACAAGAUGUAUCCCAGUUCAGGACAGCGUAUGCCACUGUGCCAGGAUUAACUGAUGAUGGCCUAGGAUACAAAGAAUCUAACAAGAGUAUCACGCCUAGUCAUCAAACCCCCAAAGCACAGAAAUACAUCAGUUUCAGUCUUCCACUGCAGGAGGCAACCCCGUGUCCUUACCCAGGUGACAGCAACUCCAUCAACAUGCAGCCGGGACCCCAGGUUUCCAGCGAAGACUCUGACAGUGACUACGAACUUUGUCCAGAGAUAACCCUAACCUACACGGAGGAGUUUUCAGAUGAUGACCUGGAGUAUCUGGAAUGUUCCGAUGUUAUGACGGAUUACUCUAAUGCGGUUUGGCAAAGGAGCCUGCAGGGAACUGACCGAGUUUUUUUAUUAGAAAGCGAUGACGAAGAGAUGGAAUUCAAUGAGUGUGGUCAGGGUGAGUGUGAGCAUUUCUUCAGUGAAAUGGGUUGUGGGCCUCAGGUGUCAGGUGGCAUGUGGUCUAUGAAUGUCGCCACUGGCUUCUGUAGUUAUCACUCACAACCCCAGGAAGUAGGGGUCAGGAGCAGCGGAACCUCCAGGCAUAGUCCGUUACCCCUGCAUUCAGAAAUGACUCUUACCUUGGGACCUCACCAGGAUGGAACGGCUAAGAUGACAGAACCGGGGAGGGCUCCACUCCCUACUGCUUCUGAGGCUGUUGAAAAUGAUUGUUCAGGAAUUCGGGGAGAAACCAGAGACAACCCUGAAGCAGGAGAGGAAUUCUCCAGGGACUAUCUACAGACCAUGGAUAAGGCAGAGACGGAAGCAUCGGUGAAGCCCUUGUCUGGGGGCUCAGAUAAGGCAGAGGUGAAGCAGGGUUUGGAAAGUCUGGCUGGGGAACACUCAGACGCAAAGUACCCAGGCAGCAGGAAGGCAGCUCUGAGACCCACCAGGGCGAGGCGGCCCGGAAUGAAGGCAAAUGCCAAGAAGCAGCUGCUGAAAGACAGUGCCCCCAAAGGCACUCUUGAUCUCCUCCCCAAGGAACCGACUAGGCAACCCUUAGCUGGGAGCUAUGGACAAGAGUCUACACACACGGAGGCAGGAGCAGGUCCUGGAUGGGAUUCCCACUUCCACACAGAAGUGUGUAUCCCACUUCCUGCAGAGCAAGACUCCAAAACCCCUCGACCACCAGCAGACCGACUUUCAAAGGAAGAGGACAGCAGCUUCGAGGGAGGAGAGGCACUGCUUGAUAAAUUCUUUGAAGCAAGCCAGAUUCCAGACCAGACUGACCGUCUUCAGAUGCAAAUUCAGGAAACCAUUGGGGAGAGCAGUGAUCUCGACCAGAUGCUGGCCUUUUCCGUGUCUGCUGAGGAGGAGUCUACGUUCACCCGGGCCACAACACAUUCCGUCUCCAACUUGAGUGAGAUCAACAGGGAAAAUUCAUCACUGGCCCAAUACCUGGGGCUGGAAAGCUGUCCUCAAAGCCCCCAGCAGGAAGCCAGAGCUAACAGAGAAGGUGACAAGCCUGGUGCUCUCUGGACAGAAUCAGCACAUGAACUGAGUCCCCUACAAGAUAAUGAGGAAGAAGUAUCCCAGGCUCCAGCCUCAAUGGCUCUCCCUCAGGGUGAUGGUAUCCACUGCAGGGAGCCAGAGGCUCUCUCUGAUGCUUUCUUCCAGCCCACUGCUCCCUCCCUCCCCUUGGAGAAUGUGGGCAGUGGGUCAAGGGGCAGAAAAGCUGCAUGUGUGAUGGGGUGUUUUGAAGCUGGUGACCAAGAAACAUGUUAUGCUACCAUGGAUCUCCCCAUUGGAGCACCAGUUGAUAAAUAUUUCCCUCAAGAAAUUUGCCCCGAGGACUUGGAGCUGACAGAAGGUCAAAGCGAAGUAUGUGAUUUAUGUUCUCCUGACAAGAUACUGGCUGUUCUACAAACACAAGGUUCUGAGUCUUCACCGUCCACAUACGAGCUCAGAAAGGAAGGGAAGUCAGCCGACGGCCCUCUUUUUAACAGUACCUUCACCUGGAACACGUCACAGGAGGCCAGUGAAGAUGCUGUGGGCGAGACACCAGCUGACGUGGGGAAUUCUCCUACCAUCUUCUCUUCCGCACUAUCCUACAAUGAAGGAGGGUUUGGGGAGACACAGCCCCCUUGUUCUGAGAAUAUCUCCUGUAUAAAGGAUAGUGAAGGAGGCUGUGGAAGUUCCAAUCUCAGCAUCCUGAUUGACAUAGACACACUUGCCAGUUACAGUUCCGCCAGAGAGUGCUCAAAAGAACAGUCAACGGAAUCAACUGCUAAUGUUGACUGUUAUCAGGAGACCAGGGAGACUGAUGGCAUAUUAACUGAUGCCACUGAAGUCCAUGAAAUCAAAUGCCACACCGUUUCUUUUCCCCAGGACAAUGACUUUGAUGAUGGUGCUGACCAGGUCUCCUGUGAGGCACAAGUUGAAAAUUCCCAAUCUCUUCCCAACGAUGCAGAGUCAGGUCGUAUGUUAAGUAGCUCCACAGGUGAAGCAACUGGGGAGACUCAAGUCCCAGCACUCAGUAAUGCAGAAGCUCAUGGCUACUUCUCACUGCCUGAGGGACAGGGUUUGUGUAGCAGGUCUCUUCAGAUUGAUAAUCAGCCUGGGUAUAAGAGCCAGACUGUGGAGGGAGCCCACAGCGGAGGCCUUGAAGAGGACUUCCAGGAAAAGGGAAGUGGAAUGAAGCAAUGCAUCCGGCCACAGAGCACAACCCACCGGAGUUCUCUUUCUGCAAAUGAUUUCCAAGAAAUUUUGCCCUCCAUACCUGCCAUGCAACAGGAGGCCAAUGUGGAACCCUUGGAGCACUCCCUAGCAGAUUCCAGGGAAGAAAUUGAGUGUAGCUCAGACCUGAGGACCAGUGUCUCGGUGGCAGCUGAGAAGAAGAGUGUGGGAGAAGACAGUCAUUUGGUAAGCAGUGUUCCAUCUCUCCCUGACAGCCUCCUUGGAGAGAAAGAUGACGUUGGACUAGCAAGUUGGGCUGUGGGCAGCAAAGUGAAGAUCAUAACUCUAGAAGCUCCUGUCUUUGAAAUCUGGCCACAAGAACUAGUGACACAUUCUGGGUACAAGGAGGCAGAAGUUGGUCUCAUGGUGCCUGGUAGGAGCUGGGCUCUGUCUGACAUCCUCAGAGAAGGUGCCACCAGGCCUGAGCCAGGCCCCUUGGGAAUAGCAGAGUGGGUUCCCAGCUCCCAAGCUGAUGUUCUCAUGGCCCUUGGAGCUAACAGGGACACCUGUGUAGGUGCUGCACCAGACAGACAAACAUACUACAACAGUCUGUCUUCCCAGUGUCUGCGCCAACCCCAACUCCUGGAGUCAUCCGUAGACCCUGUUGAGGAAAAGGAGUUAGAUGUCACAGAUUCUCUGUUAGAGGUUUCCAAAACUGGAGAGACAGAAAUGGCUGAGACAGUGAAUGAAGAACAGGAGGAAACCCAGCAGAAGCUGCAUCACCCCACCUCUGUUAACCAGUCUGUGAGCUUCCCGAGGAUCCUGGAAUCCUCUGUGGACCCCAUUGAUGACAGGGGUGAGACAGAGAGUGUCUGGUCUGAGAAGCCAGAGCCCUCCGACUCCAACAUAGAAGGAAAUGGAUCCACUGUUGGAGACACAUGUCAGAGGGUAGAUGGCCAAGCUGCUAACCUACAGGUUCCACAUCCCCAAGACAGUGGCGAAAUCAUUCCAAACGAAAACACAACCCACCAAAAUCAUGUAGACAGAGAGGGAGCAGAUGCCAGAGCCAGUCGGCCUAAUGGAGCAAAAGCGGAAGCAGAAGCUGUCAUUUGGCAAGCCCAGGGUCCUGGUGAAGAGAGACAAGGAAUUCCAAGCGUAUGCAACAUGAACCAAACACAAGAUGGCGGUGACAGAAACCUAGGAGAAGCUGGGCAAAGGGGAAAGGAUGAGACUGAGGUCAUCUCUCCCAUGUCUCUUCUUUCUAGCUGUCUCACAGGAAUGAUGCAUACAUCUAUCAAGGCUGACACCAACAACUCCACAGGCCACAAUUAUGGCGGACCUAAGCCCAGAACUCAUCAAAGUGUAAUUCCUAUGAGGAAGGAAAAGGGAACUAUCGAGAACAAGUGUGGGAAACAUGUGUCCUCUUCAAAUGAUCUCACAGACACACCUUGUACUUUGUCUCCCAAAGGAAAUGUCACACGCUUGUCAAUAAGCCAUGACAUGGAGGAACUGAAAUCAGAGGAGCUUCAAAUUGCGGAAACCAAACCCCUAAACUCAACUGACUCCCCAACAAUGACUCUGGCUCUCAUUUCAGGAGAAUGUGAGUCAGAGAAAGACCCUGAAAGCUUGUUACUGAGGGACCUGUGUCAAAAGGGCUCCACCCUGGAUAGUGGGAAAAAGUCAAGAGAGGAACAGCAGAGGCCUGUGGUGGAUCAGAUCAGCAAGGUGCCUGGGGCCCAAUCAUCAAUAGCUGGGUCAGAGGAGGGAAAGAAGAAGCAAGAGGCUUCGGGGAGUGGACACUUGGCUGCAGGGAUAAAGAAGAAGAUUCUCUCCAGGGUAGCAGCCCUGAGACUGAAGCUGGAGGAAAAGGAAAAUAUGAGGAAGAACUCCGUUCUGAAGAAGACACCUAAGUUUGAAAGGUCCUUGUCCUGCACUGAUGAGAAGAGAGACCCUAAAAGGGCCCCUUGCAAAACUGAAGGGAAAGCUCCAGUGCUGCUGAAGAAGAUCCAGGCCGAGAUGGCUCCCGUGCACUCUGGGAACAUAAAGUUGAGCUGCCAGUUUUCAGAGAUUCAUGAAGACUCCACUGUUUGCUGGACGAAAGAUUCAAAGUCGAUAGCCCAGGUCAAGAAAAGCGCAGGGGACAACUCCAGUGUUUCCUUGGCCAUCGCCCAAGCUGGUCAGAAGGACCAGGGCCUCUAUUACUGCUGCAUCAAGAACAGUUAUGGAAAAGUCACUGCUGAGUUUAACCUCACAGCUGAAGUUCUCAAACAGCUUUCAAGUCACACAGAGUAUAAUAGAGGAUGCGAAGAGAUUGAAUUCAGCCAGCUCAUCUUCAAAGAAGAUGUUUUCAAUGACAGCUACUUUGGGGACCACCUGCGUGGCCAGAUCUCCACGGAGGAGCUUCACUUUGGCGAAGGGGUGCAUCGCAAAGCUUUCCGUAGCACGGUGAUGCAGGGCCUCAUGCCCGUCUUCCAGCCUGGCCACGCAUGCGUACUCAAGGUGCACAAUGCUGUCGCCCAUGGGACCAGAAACAAUGAUGAACUUGUGCAGAGGAACUACAAACUUGCCGCCCAGGAAUGCUACGUUCAGAAUACUGCCAGAUACUACGCCAAGAUCUAUGCCGCUGAAGCAGAGCCUCUGGAAGGCUUCGGAGAGGUGCCGGAGAUCAUUCCUAUUUUCCUUAUCCGUCGGCCCGAGAACAACAUCCCUUACGCCACAGUGGAAGAGGAGCUGAUUGGAGAAUUCGUAAAGUAUUCCAUCCGAGAUGGGAAGGAAAUCAACUUCCUCAGACGAGAUUCGGAGGCUGGUCAGAAGUGUUGCACCUUCCAGCACUGGGUAUACCAGAAAACAAGUGGCUGUCUUCUGGUCACGGACAUGCAGGGUGUAGGAAUGAAGUUAACCGACGUUGGCAUAGCAACACUAGCUAGAGGGUACAAAGGAUUUAAGGGCAACUGCUCCAUGACCUUCAUUGAUCAGUUUCGAGCGCUGCACCAGUGUAACAAGUACUGUAAAAUGCUGGGGCUGAAAUCCCUUCAAAACAACAGCCAGAAGCCCAAGAAAACAAUCCUCGGGAAAGGCAGGGUUCAGACAAACUCGUCACCAGUGAAGGCUCCCGAGUCUGAGACGCCCACAGAAAAGAAAACCUAACAUCCCUCAUCCCUUCGUCACCAAUGACAACCAGCCAGCAGCACACAGGCUUGUAAGUGGACAUCUGCAAACACACGGGGGACGCGAGCCUGCAGCCUGCAGGGUGUCAGUCCUCUUCAGCUCACUAUCACUCACUGUCUGCUGAAGUGACCGUGGCAUGGAUCUUCCUGACUAGCCUUGUAGGGAGACUCAGCAGUUCUGUUGAUGGUCUCAAAGACAGCCCACUGUUUGUGUACACAGCUAAUGUUUGUACACCCCACCCCACCCCCACCUCAUCAUGUAUCUAUUUGUGUGUGUUGCACGUGGUUUGUUGACAAGAGUUUUCCACGCCGCCUUGCGACUGGCCACCUUCAAAAUCCUUCCACCUCCUCACCUUGGGAUGUCUGGACGUUCCUGCAAUCAUGAAUGUCAAGUUGUUGUAUCAGUGUCACCUAGGCUAUUGUUGCUGGAGGUGGCUUCCCAGAUGUGAGGCCAUUUCCUGGCACUAUGUACAUAGCCUGGCACGGUGUUCUGUUUCAUUAAAUUCAUGUUUAAGCAAAAA
Molecule: messenger RNA, 7269 nt
Organism: Grammomys surdaster
Lineage: Eukaryota; Metazoa; Chordata; Mammalia; Rodentia; Muridae
Gene: Alpk2
Product: alpha kinase 2
Exons: 13
Coding region: 273-6728 (2151 amino acids)
Biological process (GO): protein phosphorylation
Molecular function (GO): protein serine/threonine kinase activity; ATP binding
Source: RefSeq, a predicted model, not a curated record